CAAACCUGAUUCCGGUAGAGGGCAACCGUCCAACUAAGGACUGAGGGGGAAAAACAGGGACGAAGAACUGUCAGUUUUCCGAAAAAAAAGACAGCAUUUCAAUCAGGUUUGGUCAAUAGGUUGUGAGUGUGAUGGCGUCGGGCAGUACGAGCAGUGAGGAGGAGAGGAGUCUGAGGGAGUGUGAGCUGUAUGUGCAGAAACAUAACAUCCAACAGCUGUUGAAGGACUGCAUCGUACAGCUAUGUACCUCCCGGCCAGACAGACCCAUGGCCUUCCUCAGAGAGUACUUUGAGAGGCUGGAGAAGGAGGAGGCUAAGCAGAUCCUACAGCAGCAGAAGUCCAACUCUCGCUCCGACUCCCGUGAGGAAGAGGUGUCUCCUCCCAUGAAUCCCGUGGUGAAGGGGCGGCGGCGGCGCGGUGCCAUCAGCGCCGAGGUCUACACAGAGGAAGACGCCGCCUCCUACGUCAGAAAGGUCAGGGGGGGUCAGCCCUCAGCCAAUCACGCAUCGCUACAGGUUAUCCCGAAAGACUACAAAACGAUGGCUGCCCUGGCGAAAGCCAUUGAGAAGAACGUGCUGUUUGCUCACCUGGACGACAACGAGAGAAGCGACAUCUUCGACGCCAUGUUUUCUGUGACCUACAUCACCGGGGAGACGGUCAUUCAGCAAGGUGACGAGGGAGACAACUUCUACGUCAUUGACCAGGGAGAGAUGGAUGUAUAUGUGAACAAUGAGUGGGUGACCAAUAUUGGGGAGGGGGGCAGCUUUGGCGAGCUCGCCCUGAUCUAUGGGACCCCCAGGGCCGCCACGGUCCGAGCCAAGAGCAACGUCAAACUGUGGGGCAUCGACAGGGACAGUUACAGGAGGAUACUCAUGGGAAGCACUUUGAGAAAGCGUAAGAUGUAUGAGGAAUUCCUCAGCAAGGUGUCCAUUUUAGAGUCUCUGGACAAGUGGGAGAGGCUGACGGUAGCUGAUUCUCUGGAGAACGUUCAGUUUGAAGACGGACAGAAGAUCGUGGUUCAGGGUGAACCUGGAGAUGAGUUCUUCAUUAUCCUGGAGGGUUCAGCGGCUGUGCUCCAGAGACGGUCAGAGAAUGAAGAGUUUGUGGAGGUGGGCAGACUGGGGCCCUCCGACUAUUUUGGUGAGAUCGCCCUGUUGAUGAACCGCCCCCGUGCUGCCACCGUGGUCUCCCGCGGCCCUCUGAAGUGUGUGAAGCUGGACCGCCCGCGGUUCGAACGCGUCCUGGGGCCCUGCUCAGACAUCCUGAAGAGGAACAUUCAGCAGUACAACAGCUUUGUCUCUCUCUCCGUCUGAGUCCCUCCGUCCCUCUUCUUCUAUCGCUCCAUCCCGCCCUCCUUUCCCCCCCCUGGCUCCUCCCUCCUUUGUCCCCCCCCUGGCUCCUUCCUUAACAACGGGUUCCAACAAUGAUCUGUUUUUGUUUUCUUCAUGUUUCUAACCCUCCACCCGGGGCUCCAGAUCACUUGGCUGGGUCAUUGUUGUUGAACUGGUGUUAUUGUAUGUUGCUGUGAACCCAGGUUCAUUUGAUUUGACACGUAUGUGAUGAACUCUGUUGGGGGGGCACAAUAUUUCCCUAGUAUUUUAAUGUCAACUAUGAAGGCAGGAUGAGUUGUCUCUGUAGGGUUCAGAUGGCAACAGGUCAGGGAGGGGUCAAACGUGACCCGAGAGGGUCUGUUCAGACCCAGGGUUCCAAUAGAAUUACCAUGUGGUUCCGCUGGGGUUCCAUUACUGUUAACCCAGUGUUUUCUCUGGCACCGGGUCAAAACGAAGACCUUGUAAUGUCUGGACUAGAGACACCAUGAGUCUGUCCUGGUUAGGAUCCAGAAGAUCUUGUAAUGUCUGGACUAGAGACACCAUGAGUCUGUCCUGGUUAGGAUCCAGAAGACCUUGUAAUGUCUGGACUAGAGACACCAUGAGUCUGUCCUGGUUAGGAUCCAGAAGACCUUGUAAUGUCUGGACUAGAGACACCAUGAGUCUGUCCUGGUUAGGAUCCAGAAGACCUUGUAAUGUCUGGACUAGAGACACCAUGAGUCUGUCCUGGUUAGGAUCCAGAAGACCUUGUAAUGUCUGGACUAGAGACACCAUGAGUCUGGGGGAAGACACAAUCUUUAGAGAAAUGGUGUUUUGAAUAGAUCUCCACCAAAGGCUGAUCUGAGUUCUUAUACUUUUUAUAGUUGUUUUCUGGAAUGUUCUUUGAGGGUACUAAGAAGCUGUGGUUUUACACCAUGAUGUUGAGGGAGGGUGUCCCAGGUCCAGGGGUGUGGCUGCUCUCUCCCUAUUGGCUGUGGUUUUUAUACCAUGAGGUUGAGGGAGGGUGUCCCAGGUCCAGGGGUGUGGCUGCUCUCUCCCUAUUGGCUGUGGUUUUUAUACCAUGAGGUUGAGGGAGGGUGUCCCAGGUCCAGGGGUGUGGCUGCUCUCUCCCUAUUGGCUGUGGUUUUUAUACCAUGAGGUUGAGGGAGGGUGUCCCAGGUCCAGGGGUGUGGCUGCUCUCUCCCUAUUGGCUGUGGUUUUUAUACCAUGAGGUUGAGGGAGGGUGUCCCAGGUCCAGGGGUGUGGCUGCUCUCUCCCUAUUGGCUGUGGUUUUACACCAUGAGGUUGAUGUUGAGGGAGGGUGUCCCAGGUCCAGGGGUGUGGCUGCUCUCACUAAUGGAAGUUAUUCGAUCUCUCUCUCUCCCCCCCUGCUCUUUCUCUCUCUUUCCCCUCUU
Molecule: messenger RNA, 2722 nt
Organism: Oncorhynchus masou masou (cherry salmon)
Lineage: Eukaryota; Metazoa; Chordata; Actinopteri; Salmoniformes; Salmonidae
Product: cAMP-dependent protein kinase type I-alpha regulatory subunit
Exons: 11
Coding region: 132-1313 (393 amino acids)
Biological process (GO): regulation of protein phosphorylation
Cellular component (GO): cAMP-dependent protein kinase complex
Molecular function (GO): cAMP-dependent protein kinase regulator activity
Source: RefSeq, a predicted model, not a curated record